This is a messenger RNA of Plasmodium vinckei vinckei, 861 nucleotides long. Its product is annotated as conserved Plasmodium protein, unknown function. The record is from RefSeq and is a predicted model, not a curated record. Lineage: Eukaryota; Apicomplexa; Aconoidasida; Haemosporida; Plasmodiidae. The transcript has 8 exons. The coding region runs from base 1 to 861 and encodes 286 amino acids. Gene Ontology annotation, molecular function: peptidase activity.
AUGUUUUAUAAAGAAUUGAUCGAUUGUAACUGUGACCAAAAUCAAAAAAAUGUAGAAAGAAAUUCUUUUGGAAUAUAUAUCCGAUUAUUGUAUUGUUUAUUUUCUGUGGCAUCGCUGAUUGGUUUUUCUUGUAUAGCAAACGGGAGCAAAGGGAUAUUUUAUUUGCUUUUUUCUUUUUGCCCUAGUUUCGUUUAUCUUUAUCUAUUCAAGAAGAAAAUAAAGAAACGAAUAAAAUUUUCACAUAUUGUUGAAAUGAUAUUAUAUGGAGCUAUAUUAUCUAUUGUUUUUGCAGGAUUUAUAGAAUAUAUUUUCUCACUUUUAUGUCUUUAUUUUUGUCAUACAUGUUUUUUAAAAAAUGUUAAGAACCCAUAUUCCUUUGCCUGUUCAAUAAUAAUGCUAUUAUACUUUUUUUUGGGGGUAGCAUAUGUAGAAGAAUUUUCAAAAAUUUGUCCAAUAUUUUUUAUCAAUGCUAAUUCAAUAGUAAAUGAAAAUGAAUACACAGAACUGCCUAUUAUUGAAAAUCACAAUUUUAAGAAUGAUAUAGCAUAUGAAGACAAUGAAAAUAAUAAUAAAUUUAAUAAGUUUAAAUAUAUUUAUGUAGAUGAUAAAUUCGAAUAUAUAUUUUUUUCUUUGUGCUCUUCAGCAGGAUUUUCGAGCACAGAAAACCUAGUUUAUUUUACAUUAACAUCAGAACAAAAUAUUUUGACAAUUAUAAUACUAAGGAAUAUAAUUUGUGUCCUAUUACACAUGUCAUGUUCAGGAAUAGCAUCCUACAACAUUAUAAACAAUCGAAAUAAUGAAAAUAGAAAAGGUAUAUAUAAAAAAAGGAAUUGUAAAUGCAUAUCGAGCAAAUUUGCAUGA